Messenger RNA from Mytilinidion resinicola, 942 nucleotides. RefSeq lists its product as uncharacterized. Lineage: Eukaryota; Fungi; Ascomycota; Dothideomycetes; Mytilinidiales; Mytilinidiaceae. The record is from RefSeq and is a predicted model, not a curated record. The coding region runs from base 1 to 942 and encodes 313 amino acids. The transcript is spliced from 2 exons.
AUGCAAAAGCCAACUACACCGUCAACUUCGCGGCUUGCCCGGAACUCGAGGAGAACGCGUGGCAUGAACGAGCCGCAGGGCAAGGAGAUGCUCGCGAGUGAUCUGCUCUUCAAGACGGACAUCGACGACGGCGAGGAGCUCAUCCAGGUCCUUCCCGAGGUCAUGUUCGGCCGCCACUGGUUGCCUACCGUGCCGGACAAGUGGGUGGAGAGACAAUACGGUGCUCUUGAGCAACCGCGGCCCGAUCAUGCUGUCGGCUACAUUACCCAACAAGAUGCACACUCGAUGGAUCCGCGCUCAAAGGCGGCGCUGGAGCGGACAGAGGAGGACAAGAUUACAAGGCACGCGUUGACUACUCAGCUUCACUUCCCGUUCCUUACUUGCCAGUGGAAGAGCCAAAGAAGCGGAGAAGGCCACUAUCAUGCUUCGCUACAGGGUGCGCGAGACGGUGCAGCCAUCGUGCGCAGUCUCCACGACUUCUACAGAACCGCACAGCACACGCCGUCGAUCGUCGACACGGCACAUUUCUCGCUGACUACCGAUACCGACAGUGCGAAACUUUGGGUGCACUGGCUCGAGACCAAAGAAGAUGGAGGAGCGGACUAUCACAUGGAGCUUAUCAGUCAGGCCUUCUUAAGGCCGCUGACACCUAGGGACACCGGCAUGGUUGACAUGUGCAAGAUGCUCCGCAAUAUUCUUGAGUACGCUAUUAGCGCAAGGCUCAACAACAUCAGAGCUGCCAUCACCAGUCUGCCACUUCCUCCACCGCGGCCGCGAAGCCCGAAGCGGGCACAAUCAAGGAAGUCAAUGUCUUCGUCCGACACCAUGUCCAACUCCGCAACGCCAGUAGGGCAUCCGCUCGCUACUGCGCCGAAAUUCGAUGCGCAGCUACCGACGCCGGAAUCGUCGUCUCCACCGCUCAAAAGACUGCGGGAAGAGUAG